Messenger RNA from Cydia fagiglandana, 801 nucleotides. RefSeq lists its product as uncharacterized. The transcript is spliced from 6 exons. The record is from RefSeq and is a predicted model, not a curated record. The coding region runs from base 154 to 801 and encodes 215 amino acids. NCBI's taxonomy places the organism in Eukaryota, Metazoa, Arthropoda, Insecta, Lepidoptera, Tortricidae.
CCUUUACGGGGCUAAGGGAUAUAUAUUUCCCACAUACUGCACUUCAAACAUGUGUUCUAUUUUCGAUGAGUAAGACUGACAUUCGAUUGUCAUUUUUGAAAUGUCAGCCUAAAGGUAAAUGGUUAAAUUAUUGCUGCCGCCAGGUUGAAGAAAAUGCAACAUGCUAUACCAGAGGCGCCAGAUGUAGAGCCAUCGCGAACUGUCGCUCAUCUGUCCAGGAAAUUAGAAGAAACAAUCCGAUGUCGCACUAUGCCUCGCAAAUUAUUAGGCACUAUGAAAGAACACAUCCGAAAUACUGCUUUCUAUUUGUCCGGCGUUGUGGGUAGACCAGAUGCGAGCAUUGAGGCCUACGUGGCGCUCCUCAAAGAGAUGGACACGCAGGGAAGCGCGCUGCUCGUUGAGGGAGCUAUCUCCAAAACGUACAAGGACUCCGCCGCUUACCUUCGGUUAUUGACAUCGUAUACAGAUCAGAUCAAUCUCUCUAACUUAUGUAUGGAAAACAAUAUCAAGAAAAAACUGACCAGAAUAAUGAAUAACGUGCCCGAAAGAGGAUACACUAAAUCCGACUUAGACGGUGUCAUACGCGCACAAACGAAAUUAUUGGUGUCGUACAUCAUGCUUCAAGAACAAAGGACGGCUUUGCUAAAUCAAGUCGUAGACCGGCUUGCCUCUGCUCCUGAGGGUCUCCUGCUGCGGCACGGCACCGUUCGCCAGUCAAACGGAGAUGGAGCUCGCAUGCAAGUUUUCAACUACUUUUCUUUUCACAAAGGACUAUGGCGGAUUUGCCCGAAGACCAAGUAG